CUCAGUGUUUAUUCAGAAAUAAACUCCAGCGAGAGUGAUCCUUCUCACUUUUUACGAAUUACGUUUUUAGUAACAGACAUUUUUACAAUUCUGAGAAAGUUUCACUGUAUUUUUCCACACACACCUUGCAUGAACAACCCUUGUCAACAUGGAACUUCUUUCUGUCGACCGAUUUACAAUGGAGAUGACUAUCAGUGUGUUUGCAAAGCAGGUUUUACCGGAAAGCACUGUGGAGUGGAUAUCAACGAAUGCGCCAGUAAUCCUUGUUUAAACGGAGGAGCGUGUGCAGACCAGGUUAAUGGAUAUGUUUGUAGCUGCCCAGCUGGCUGCACAGGCGUACACUGCCAAACUGAAAUUUGUUCUGUAGCGCCUCAAAAUCGCCAAGGCUGCGGAAAGGGAAGUAAAGAAGAAUGUGAAAACAGAGGAUGUUGUUAUAACUCAAGCAUUCGCGGCGUUCCUUGGUGUUUUUAUGGAAACCCUUAAGUUUCGCAUCCUCCUUGGUAUUAAUAUUACUUUAAUAUUGACGAUUAUGAUGACGACGACGACGAUGACGAUGACGAUGAUAAUGAUGAUGAUGAUGAUGAUGAUGAUGAUGAUGAUGAUGUUAACAGUUGGCGUCAAUACAUAUAGGGAGCCUGGAUAGCAAUUGUUAAUUGUUUCAGAAUGUACAGUGAAACCACAAUUAAGCGAACCUUCCAGACUGCGUGCAUAUUUAAAGAUUUUAUAGCAUUUAACAGUUUCUCUGCCGGAUAAACUUCCAGAUUGUUACCUUAGCCAUCGUGACCAACUAUAUUGUUGUAAAAUAAGAUUCACUUGAAUCAGAGACCCGCGGGCCGUUUAACGCUCUUCUAUAGGAAAAAUGAAUAAACGUUUCACUCAACUCUUCAUUUUGUUGAUUAUUUAUUGAAUACUAGUUUACCUAAAUGGUACAAAAUGCUGCCGAAGGGAAGGAUGAUGUAAAGAGCGUCAAUGCACAGCAGGGUUGUUCCCAUACAGAACUCAGGAUCAUCCGGUAACCGGAAAACAAACUGGUUUAUUUAACUUCUUGGAUUACAGCACUCAGCAGCACUAAGCGCAGACAUUUGUCAUUGGGAAUUAUCUUUGGCCCGUUUCUUCAUAUACAUGUAUUUUGUUUUUAACAAAGCAUCAAGGUCAUGUUAGUUCUCUGAAAUAGAAUUAUUUGAAGCUGGUAUAGUCUUCGAGAUCACACUGCAUGCGAGGUCAGUAGUAAACCAUAAGUUAAGGUUGCAGGCAAUAUCACCCCCGAUGCCACCGUACAACUGAUACCGGCAAAAUCCUAUGGGAAAAUUUUUAACUUCACUGAAAUCAAUAAAUAGUUUCUGACUUUUUGUACGAAACAUGGCUGACAACUAGAGCUAUGCUCCGAGUAG
Orbicella faveolata is the source of this 1391-nucleotide messenger RNA. RefSeq lists its product as uncharacterized. Gene Ontology annotation, biological process: establishment or maintenance of epithelial cell apical/basal polarity; heterophilic cell-cell adhesion. Lineage: Eukaryota; Metazoa; Cnidaria; Anthozoa; Scleractinia; Merulinidae. The record is from RefSeq and is a predicted model, not a curated record. Gene Ontology annotation, molecular function: calcium ion binding. Gene Ontology annotation, cellular component: plasma membrane; protein-containing complex.